Molecule: messenger RNA, 933 nt
Organism: Dimorphilus gyrociliatus
Lineage: Eukaryota; Metazoa; Annelida; Polychaeta; Dinophilidae
Source: the annotation of a GenBank genome assembly
ACUCCAUUUUCAGCUAUCUAACUGAUCGUCUUUCUGGUAAAUUUUUCGAUUACAACAAUCUAAUUUAAAGUAAGUUUUCAUAUUCUAAAGUUUUCUUAUGUGAUCAAACAUGUUGAUUUAUAUUCAAAUUUUAGCCAAAUCGUAACAAUGUCGAAGAGAUUUGAUGAAAUUCCCAUGACUAGCAUUUGUAACGUUUGCUCCAGCUUCAAGGAACGUUCAAGCAUUUGCGUGUAUUGUGAAAAUGCUUUGGAAGUUCGAAGAGAGAAUGAAAAGAAUAAUUCACUAAUGGCGGCUUUUAGAAAGCCGAACUUUGUGGCAGAUGGAACAUCUUCGUCGCCAUCUUCCUCUGAGGGGUUGUCUGAAUCAUUCGCUGAAUCUCCAUCGUCUGCGGGUGCCGCUUCUGCUUAUGACUCUGCUUCUGCAUAUGGCUCUCCUUCUGUUUAUGAAUCUGCUUCUGCUUAUGAAUCCGCUUCUGCCUAUGAAUCUGCUUCCAGCUCUGGCGCAAGCUCUUUAGCUGGUUCAAGUUCGGGCGCUGAUUCUUCCUCGCCAGAACAAUCAACUCUCCCUACUUCGAGUGACGAGUCUUCUGCGGAAAGUGCGGCUUCCACCAAAAAAAAGGUAACGAAGACGCCUUUAAAUUACGGAAAUUUCUUAGUAAAUUGUCCAAAGGAGGCCCACGUUCUGUACAAUGUCAGAAUCUUAUCGAAUGGCCUCAAGGUGGUAUUCUCAAAAGUACGCAAAACCCAGGAGCAAAUUGACGCUGAAGAAGCUGAGGCUGAAGCACAAAGACAAGCGGAGCAGCAACAAGCCGAAUUUGAACAGAUAGCUAAUCGUAACACAGGAGAAGAUGAAUCUUCUUCCGAAUCUGAAGCUGGAAACGAGCUAACUUUUAACUUUAGAGACGUGACCAGCUUCUAUCAUCCUUUAGGCUGA